AGCUUUGGCGUCUCCUGGCUUUCGGAGUGGUGGCAGGUGCUUCCUGAUAAGGGUAACAAGAUGGAAUUUACUGGAGCAAAGAGGAGGAGACUGAAGUUGACAGUCGAUCAGAGGAACGCUUACCCUCACUGCCUUCAGUUUUACCUGCAGCCACCUACUGAAAACAUAUCUCUGAUAGAGUUUGAAAACUUUGCUUUCGAUAGAGUUAAAUUGCUAAAAGCAGUUGAAAAUAUUGGUGUGAGCCAUGUGAAAGGACAUGAGUCAUACCAGAGCAAGCUGGAAGCUGAGAUUCGAAAGCUCAAGUUUUCUUACAGA
Myotis lucifugus (little brown bat) is the source of this 315-nucleotide messenger RNA. Its product is annotated as DNA primase large subunit-like. The transcript is spliced from 3 exons. Gene Ontology annotation, biological process: DNA replication, synthesis of primer. Lineage: Eukaryota; Metazoa; Chordata; Mammalia; Chiroptera; Vespertilionidae. The record is from RefSeq and is a predicted model, not a curated record. The annotation marks the transcript as partial. Gene Ontology annotation, cellular component: alpha DNA polymerase:primase complex.